This is a messenger RNA of Rhinocladiella mackenziei CBS 650.93, 1047 nucleotides long. RefSeq lists its product as uncharacterized. Bases 1 to 1047 code for a protein of 348 amino acids. The transcript is spliced from 5 exons. Gene Ontology annotation, molecular function: oxidoreductase activity; zinc ion binding. The record is from RefSeq and is a predicted model, not a curated record. NCBI's taxonomy places the organism in Eukaryota, Fungi, Ascomycota, Eurotiomycetes, Chaetothyriales, Herpotrichiellaceae.
AUGGACGCCGUGAUUUUCAACGGACCCUGGAAAAUUGACGUGGAGAAGCGUCCGAAACCGACUCUUUCAGAUCCCACGGAUGCUAUCGUAAAGGUCACCUUCGCUGGCAUCUGUGGUUCAGAAUUGCACAUGUAUCGGGGCCAUCAGAAGACGGCAACCGGGCAUAUCAUGGGGCACGAAUUUGUGGGAUAUAUCGAGGAGAUAGGAUCCGAAGUAUACAAUUUCAAAGUCGGUCAGAAAGUCGUCUGCACAUUCUCUCCGGUCUGUAUGUCAUGUUGGUUCUGUCAACAUGGCUAUAGCAAUCGAUGUCCUAAAGGUCUGGCGCCGUUUGGUACGCAAGGUUUGGCUGGCGGUCAGGCAGAGUACGUUAGAGUGCCGUUCGCAGACGGUACCUUGAAGUCGGCGCCUGAUAAUCUCGACGACGAGCUCUUAAUCAUGAUGUGUGAUAUUUUCCCCACGGGAUACUACGGCGCCAUGAGAGCUAUUGAAUGUUUCCGCUCGCCAGAUCAAACGAACGACGCGAUCUUCGUGUGUCUGGGAUGCGGCCCCGUAGGUCUCUGUGCGAUCUUGACCGCACGCUCCAAGGGAGUGCGAACAAUCUACGCAGUGGACAGCGUUGAUGAUCGUCUCGACCAGGCCGCGAAACUGGGAGGUAUCCCGCUCAAUCUUGGACGAGACGACAUCCAGGCGACCGUGAUGGAUGCGACACAUGGUCGUGGUGCCGACGCUGUCGUUGAAGUGGUUGGCAACAACACGGCUUUGAGAUCAGCGUUUGAUCUCCUCCGACCCUGCGGUGUGCUGUCAUCUAUUGGCUUUCACCAGGGUGACCUCCCAUUUACAGCUCUCGAGAGUUAUCAGAAGAAUCUGAAUAUUAACCUCGGGCGUGCUCCUGUAAGAACCGUGUUUGAUGAGGCGCUGGAAGUUGUCAUAGCGAACAGGGAAAAGCUUGCCAGCAUGGUCACACAUUGCCUUCCAUUGGCAGAGGCCGCUCAUGGCUAUGAGAUCUUUGAGAAACAGCUUGCUCGGAAAGUCAUUUUGGAGCCGUGA